Cotesia congregata is the source of this 1752-nucleotide messenger RNA. The record is from the annotation of a GenBank genome assembly. Lineage: Eukaryota; Metazoa; Arthropoda; Insecta; Hymenoptera; Braconidae.
AUGGGUCGUCACAAGAGAUCUAGAAGCCGGGAUCGUUCGAACGAGAGGACUUCCAAAAGAUUGCGUAAAUUGGUAGACAACAUUGAAGAUAUUAUGUCGGGUCUCGCUAUGAUGAGCGAACUCAUUUCAGCACAAAAUGCUCCUGCAUCGGUGCCGCCUGAGACAAUUGCACCAAACCUUGAAGAUACCGAUACUCGGGUGAAUGAUUUCGAGAAUACAAAUGUGAAGAAUCCUGAGGUUUCAAAGGACACCGAAGAUUCUGCAGCUCAGGUCACUCCAGACAGUGAAACAGGAAUUCAGAACGAGAGUACCCCAGGAAGUGGUGAUUCUCAUAAAGAAGUUGCGAAGGAAUCAUCAUCAUCAGAGGAAGUUGAGGUUCCUUGGGAGCUAGAUGCUGAUGGCUUGCGUAUCUUCGGGGAAGAUCCUGUCCUCAAAGAACCUGAGUUGGUUCUGCACUCCAGUGUUACAGCACGCUGGAAGAAAUACCUGUCAGAUGGCUUGACCAAAGAGGUAAAAGAUUCUUUAUUGAAAAAAUACCCUAGAAAGGGUAAAUUGUCAAUCGAGCCACCGAUUUUAAAUGAUGAGGUGGCCGUAAAUUUAAAAGAAUCAGCCCUGAAGACGGAUAAGUAUUUCUGUUCAACACAGAAGCUUGCUGGAUCUGCUCUAGCUGCAUUGGCCCCAGUAAUUGAGUCUUUAGCGCCUCUGAGGGACUCAAAUCAUGUUAAGAAUCUGGAGCAAGUUUGGAACGCUGCGAAGCUAUUGAUUGAGAUCCACAGAUCUCAAACAGUCGCGCGUAAAGCUUGCAUCUUGCCUACCCUAUCCAAGCAAUGGGCAACAGCGCUUGAAAAAAGAGUAACUGAUGAUUAUUUGUUUGGUGAAAAAUUGGUAGACAAAGUUAAGGAGAUCAAGGCCAUUAGUAAAGUAGGUGAGAAGAUGAAGUCAGCUCCUGUUAAGAAGGCGUUCACAACACCAGGUCAUUUAAAUGCGAGGAGCUCGUCGGGUGAAAAGAAAUCAUUUGCUCCGGCGAGCAGGAAAACAACAACAACAGCAGCAACAGCAGCAAAAAAACCACUGACUUCCAGGAAACAAUCGGCAACAUCAGCGCUCCCAGAAUCAUUAGUCACCAAGCGUAAUGUAAGUACUUUUGCGGGUCGUCUGCAACAUUUUGUGAAGGUUUGGGAGUCGAUCACUGAGGAGAAGGUUGUCAUUCAGACAGUUAAAGGGUAUAAAAUACCGUUUGAGUCAACUCCUUCACAGACUUACCCUCCACUGCCUAGAGCAUGGUCGGAACAAGAGUCAUCCAAAUUAAAGCCUGAGAGGAGAUGUAAAUAUUUAGGUUUUAUUUUAGAUUCAAUUACAAUGAGAAUUGAACUUCCUCAGGAGAAAAAUAUUGCGGUGCGAAUGCAGAUUGGAAGUCUUAAGGCAAAAAAGAUGUUAAAAAUUCGUGAUUUUGCUAAGGUUGUUGGAUCGGUGGUGGCUUGUUGUCCUGCAGUCGAGUACAGUCUGUUACACUGUAGGUUGUUUGAGAGAGCAAAAAUCCAGGCUUUGAAUAAAAGUGAUGGUUGUUUUGAUGCGCUCAUGGCAAUACCAAAGUUUGACGAUGGUAUUGGGAAUAGUACAUUGAACUCCGCUAGAGCAGCAUUGUCUUUAAUAUCGAGCGAGGAUGUUACAAACAAUCAGCUGAUAAGCCGUUUUAUCAAAGGAUCCUCGAAGAUAAGGCCCAGUUUGCCGAAAUACGAAUCUACGAGGGAC